AUGUCAAUCAUCAAAGAAUAUAACCGGAGUAUGAAGAGAAUACCCUGCCGGUACUUCCAGACUGCUGUAAAAAACUGGAAACAGGAGGUAGACGAAGCAACACAAAAAAAGAGAGAAGCGCCUCCAUUUCGACCAGGAUGCUAUUUUGGAAACAAAUGCCAUUACGCCCAUAUUGACCCUCAGACUGGCCAGCCAUAUAUAUUCGAUGCCGCUCUCAUCAAAGAGAUUGACAGAAAGCGAUCACGGCGUAAAACCCAACGCCGAGGAUGGAGUGAUAUAUAUGAUUAUCCUGCUUUCUUUGGUGGUGGUCUAGAGCCAGAUCUUGAGUAUGCUUUUCUAUCUUCCUUUCUGGAAACAGGCAAUGAUUGGGAUAUACUUGAUGACAGUGAUUAA
Molecule: messenger RNA, 393 nt
Organism: Trichophyton verrucosum HKI 0517
Lineage: Eukaryota; Fungi; Ascomycota; Eurotiomycetes; Onygenales; Arthrodermataceae
Exons: 1
Coding region: 1-393 (130 amino acids)
Molecular function (GO): metal ion binding
Source: RefSeq, a predicted model, not a curated record